AUAUUUACUUUUACAGCUAGCAACACUAAACAUCAAUGCCAGUCAGAAGUCCAGUCACGCGAGAAAAAAAAUGUCUCAACAUGAAUGAAAACAUGGCACCCGAGGUUGACCCAUUGAGCACGUAUAACUUGACUUCUUUUCACAAUUUCGAAAGUUACGAAAAUGUACCAUACGGAGAAAACACUUACCCAUACCACGUUAAAUUAGAACAAUAUCAGAACCCUUUUAAUUGUUACAACAAUGUACCACAGAGUAGCGCUAAACCUGACCCACAACCAGACAAUACACACACGAGUACCGAUAUAAAUGCAAGCAAAGAACAAAUCCAACCAAAUAACAAUAACGAUAACUCAAACCAAAAUAUAGAUAUAAAACCAGAAAUAACCCAAAAUAUCACUAAACGGAAAAUAAAAAAAGAAAGAAGUAAAUACUUCUCCGAGAAAAUAACGGAUAAAGAUUACCCAUUCUAUGGUUGCUCGGUAUGUAACAUAUCAUACAAAACAUUACAUGAAUUAGACGCGCACGUGACGAACAAGCAUAAAGAUAGAAUAACGAGCUACGAUCUGAGGAUAAAGAAUCAAAUUAGAAAGAAGAAGUUGAAAAAAGAACAGAAGAAGAAUAAGAAGAGAAUGAAGAAUAUCGUCAAAAUGGAGAAGGAGAUUGAGAUAGAUAUAAAGCCGGAAGAAGGGUACAUUGGAAACGAAAAGGCAACGGAUUUCUUGAAUAACACGGAGUCAGAUAACCAGAGCUCGAAAGAGAAUGAGAAUGGCAAAACAAAUGGCAAGGUAAAUGAUAAAAAUGGAACGGAAGCAAUGAAAAAUGAUAGUUUAACGAAUAAACAGGAGUUGCAGAAUUUACAGAAGAUAUAUAAGUGCUUCGCCUGUCAGAAACAGUUCAUGUUAAGUUAUUAUUUGAAAUUGCACGUCAGAUCACACACAGAUGAAAAGCCCUACACCUGUGCAGAGUGCGGUCAGUCGUUCAUAACCGCUAGCAAGCUCGGUCGGCACAAUAAGAGGUUUCACCUAGCCAUCAGAUAUCAGUGUCGGAUAUGUUACAGAUAUUUUUCGAGAUUUGAAUUUUUAACUCGACACUUUGACAAGAAACAUCCGGAUGAUAAAUUAGAAGGUGAACCGUACGAUUACAACGCAAUUCUGCCAUAUUUAAAAGAAUUAGAAGAACAGCUCCGUGAAAAAUCUGAAAGUGAAAAGGCGAAACCUAAAGACGAAGAACUUUGGUCGAGUGACUGGCCGCCGAGUGAGGUUACUGGUAUCGCUGAUGAUUUGAAAGAAAGGGUGAUAAAAGAGGAGACAGAGUUAAAGAUUGAAGAGGUCAAGGUCGAUAUGGGGGAUGUCCAGGUGAAAGAAGAGGAGGUUGAGGAUAGGGAUGACUUCAGGGAUGACUUCGGGGAUGACGUCAAGGAUAACGUUAAGGAUGACGUUAAAAAUGAUAUCAAUGAAGUUAAAGAUGUUUUCAACGAUGAUUUUAAGGAUGAAAACGCAUCGGACGACGACUACUUCCCUUCAAACACAUGGGCGGUCCCUGUUUUGUCCCCGGGGGGUGAAGCCACGGGGGGGUCAACUACGGGGGGUUCGGCGGGUGUCGACAGGUUACAGUGUGGUGAAUGUGGCAAGAGGGUCAGCAGUGCCUCGUACUUAAGGGUCCAUAUCCGGACCCACAGCGGGGAAAGGCCGUAUAAGUGUUACGUGUGUGGAGCAGGCUUUAUUACGUCUAGCAAGAUGCAUCGGCACGUUCUGACGCAUCCUCAGUGCUGGGAAGACGAUCAAGUGAAAACUGAAAAUAUAGAUAUAAAGUUGGAAAAGGAAGGCGAUGCGGUAGACGAAGAUACAAAAUUAAAAAUGAAAAAGGCUCUCGCGAAGUUCUCCAAAAAAUCGAAAAAUUCGGAAAAGAAAAAGAAGCUUUAUCAAAAGCGGCCGCACGCUUGCGAGUUCUGUCAGAAGAGAUUCUUACAUUUGGAAACGUUACAGGUGCACAAGAAGUCCCACGAGGGCGAAGCCCUGGUGCACAAGUGCACGUUCUGCCUGGCCGAGCUGCCGGACGCGGAGGCGCGCGCGCGGCACGAGGCCUCGCACUGCGGACCGAAGCCCUACCUGUGCACCAUCUGCGGCAAGGGCUACAAGAAGCGGGAGACCAUGAUAUACCACAGGAAGAACCACAAGCCGGACAAGGAGUACAUCUGCGACAUCUGCACAAAGACCUUCAACGCGCAGUGCAAGCUGCAGCGGCACAUCGUGUCGCACCGCGCGGACCGCUUCGUGCUGCGCUACGAGUGCCCGGUGUGCGCGCACAUGUUCAACACCAAGUACCACGUGCAGAUGCACCUCGCCACGCACCAGAAGGAGGGCCUUAUUCAAGAAGAAAACCGCAACGAAAUACUAGCGAUGGUUUUACAAAACGCGAGAAAAAUACCUAAAACCCCAGACGCACCGGCCGCGCUAACAGACAUAGUACCUUCAGAUGAGCGGAGUCGCAUAUGCAACAUAUGCGGGGAGAUUUUCCAACAUUUCUACUACUUAGAGGAACAUUUAAAAAGCCACGGUUCGAAAAUAGCGAUCGAAGACAACGAAAAAAAUAGCGAGAAAAAACACAUAUGCAAAGUCUGUAAUAAAGGAUUCAAAUUGCAUUACUAUUUGAAGCUCCACAGCUUCACACAUACAAAGGAAAAGCCCUUCAUAUGCCAGCAGUGCGGCAAAGGUUUUAUAACUAAGGGCAAACUCAAAAGGCACUUAGAAACUCAUACUGGACUUAAAAAGUAUCAAUGUCAUAUAUGUUAUAAAUUCUUUACUAGGCCGAGUUAUCUAAGGAUUCAUGUUAGGACGAUACACGGGACUCAGGAUUAUAAUUUUAGGCUUGAGAAACAGUAUGGGUUGUCAUCUGUACCGGUUGUGGGGCAUAGCGUUUGAGUUGAGUUGUAAAGGCUUAUUUCACUGAACCCUUCUGGCCCUUCUGGGCCCAGCCGUGAGAUAUUACAGUCUAAAUAAAUUUCGCCUGUCUGACACAUUUUCAUAUAGUUAUUUGAUAUAGAUUGAUUUAAAACGGAUAAGUAUCUGAAUUUUUAUCCUUCAGAUAUUUCUGCGAAAUCUAUAAACAAGUUGUAGUUUAUGAGUUGAGUUGAAUGAUCACUAUCAACUAAAAUUUUCAAAUAAUUAAGUGAUCAGAAAAUAAUAGUAUAUACCAUAUAACUUACUGAUUGACUAUCUGGAAUUUAUCAGAAGAUGAUACAGGUCCUAAAGUUAUUGUUGAGUGUAACUCAUUGCUGAAAUAUAGGUUACUAGUUGAGUCGAAGAGUAACUUGUGAGUUGAGUCAAGAAGUGUAACAUUUGAGUUGAGUCAGUUGUUACUUACUAAACUCAAAUUGAGUUGUUUUUUGAAAUUUUAAAAUAACGUCAAUUUUUUUUCUUUUAUUGUAACAUAAACAAUAAAUGAAAGAUUGAGACCAAAUUUUAAAAAAUAUAUUAGAAAAGAGAAAUCUGGUGAAUAUUAUAUGUUGUAUGGAAAUAAAGUGUUAUAUUUUUAUGUAUUUUAGUAAUAAAAGUGGGUACCUUAAUGCGGGUAUAUAGUUUAGCUUUUAAUUUUCGGUUGUUCUACUUUAAACCUUCGGUUGUCAUAAAAAAAUUGUGCUUUUUUAAUUUAAAAAAAAAAAAUAACGUCCAUUUUCCAA
Melitaea cinxia (Glanville fritillary) is the source of this 3679-nucleotide messenger RNA. Its product is annotated as zinc finger protein 182-like. Gene Ontology annotation, cellular component: chromosome. The coding region runs from base 36 to 2921 and encodes 961 amino acids. Gene Ontology annotation, biological process: regulation of transcription by RNA polymerase II. Gene Ontology annotation, molecular function: chromatin insulator sequence binding. The record is from RefSeq and is a predicted model, not a curated record. Lineage: Eukaryota; Metazoa; Arthropoda; Insecta; Lepidoptera; Nymphalidae. The transcript has 11 exons.